CCUCUUGGCAUCAUUCUGUUUACUGAGCCAUUCAUUAUCUCAUUUACUCCUUUGUCAUCUCUCUACAUAUAAGCAAUUAUGUGUAAGAACUGUUUUUCUAAUGUAAUCUAUUCUGGAUUAUCUAAUGGGGGAUUAGCAUGUAAAACACCUGCAUACUAGUGUAAACCAGACCCAUUUAAAAGGAAUGAGGAACCUUUUUAGGAUUAAUAAUGUGUCUCAGAUUUCCAAGUAGAUCCACCCAUAUCUCCUUAUAAAAGGUACACUUGUGAUGCUGAGAGCCAGUGGAAGUGGCCUUGCUGGAAGACUCUGUGUACCUGCCUGCAGUGACUUUAAACUACAGUUUGUUGACAUGCAGAAUUUAAUCCUUCUGAGGGUGAGUCUGCUGCUGCUAAUAAAUGACAUCAGCACGGCUAUAGUCCCCACUAAUGGCACUAUGUCUAGCGUUACGCAGUCCAGAAGCACUAACGCUGUCAACACCAUAACACCUACAUUGAGGAGCACCACUAUCACAUCAAUAAAUAAUGCUGCCAGCACCAUAACACCUACAUCCAGGGGCACCACUAUGCCAUCAGGAACCAAUGCCAUCAACACCAUAACACCUACAUCCAGGGGCACCACUAUCCCAUCAGGAACCAAUGCUGUCAACACCAUAACACCUACAUCCAAGGGCACCACUAUCCCAUCAGGAACCAAUGCCAUCAACACCAUAACACCUACAUCCAGGGGCACCACUAUCCCAUCCAGAAAUAAUGCUGCCAGCACCAUAACACCUACAUCCAGGGGCACCACUAUCCCAUCAGGAACUAAUGCCAUCAACACCAUAACACCUACAUGCAGGGGCCCCACUAUCCCAUCCAGAAAUAAUGCUGUCAACACCAUAACACCUACAUCCAAGGGCACCACUAUCCCAUCAGGAACCAAUGCCAUCAACACCAUAACACCUACAUCCAGGGGCACCACUAUCCCAUCCAGAAAUAAUGCUGCCAGCACCAUAACACCUACAUCCAGGGGCACCACUAUCCCAUCAGGAACUAAUGCCAUCAACACCAUAACACCUACAUGCAGGGGCCCCACUAUCCCAUCCAGAAAUAAUGCUGUCAACACCAUAACACCUACAUCCAGGGGCACCACUAUCCCAUCAGGAACUAAUGCUGUCAACACCAUAACACCUACAUCCAGGGGCACCACUAUCCCAUCAGGAACUAAUGCUGUCAACACCAUAAUACCUACAUCCAGGGGCACCACUAUGCCAUCAGGAGCUAAUGCUGUCAACACCAUAACACCUACAUUCAGGGGCACCUCUACCACAUAAAUAAAUAAUGGAAUCUGUAACGCCUACCCAUGUGCCACUCCAGUGAUGCCAUCACUCCAGGAACAUAAGAAACCUUAAGAGGAAGGAUUCGAUUGCUUCAUGCUUACUUACUGAAAAUUGUUUUCUGUCGUGUACUAUCCUCUGUGUUUGUUUACCUCUGUUAUGUACCCUUGAUCCCUUUGGAAUUUGGCUGCCCCUUUUUCUGUCUUGCUGAUGUGUUUGUGUGCAGUUCAGUGUAGGCUGUGACCGCCGGCUGUGUUCGGGAGCGGGUGUGGCCAUAUUUUUGGUGUUAGUCAGGCAGUAAGGAUAGUGCUGUGUCUCUGUUUGCCUGUCACAACAGUACAGGUAGAUGUAGCUUUGGGGCUUUCUUUGG
Messenger RNA from Electrophorus electricus (electric eel), 1685 nucleotides. RefSeq lists its product as uncharacterized. NCBI's taxonomy places the organism in Eukaryota, Metazoa, Chordata, Actinopteri, Gymnotiformes, Gymnotidae. The record is from RefSeq and is a predicted model, not a curated record.